Messenger RNA from Rosa rugosa (rugosa rose), 1291 nucleotides. Its product is annotated as probable LRR receptor-like serine/threonine-protein kinase RFK1. The transcript is spliced from 12 exons. NCBI's taxonomy places the organism in Eukaryota, Viridiplantae, Streptophyta, Magnoliopsida, Rosales, Rosaceae. The record is from RefSeq and is a predicted model, not a curated record. Gene Ontology annotation, molecular function: protein binding. The coding region runs from base 625 to 942 and encodes 105 amino acids.
GAUAUUAACUUUACCAGGAAAAAAAAACAAUUGAGGUUGUUAUACUUGAUUGAUAUCUAUACUGCAUAAGGUAAACUAUACUGACCUCUGAUGGGGUUAAGUGAAGUACGUACGCUACGUACCUCCUUGCAUUGCGAGAACUUACCUUGACCUUCCUUAUCUACUAGGUGCUAGAAGUUCUCAGCUAAACUGAUCUAAUGGUAGGUGCCAAGGUGGUUUGGCAUUGGAGGUAGAAGUUUAAUUUUCUGAUGAUUUUCACCUUAAUCUAUUGGAGGGUCCUCAAGAGUCAAGACUCAAGAGGUUUAGUCUACCUGGCACGCUUCCACCUCAACUGGUGAAACUACAUUACCUUAGAGAAAUUGAUUUGGUUUACAAUUAUCUUAGUGGUACAAUACCAGCAGAAUGGGGUUCAAUGCAGUUAACUUCAAUCUCUCUUGUUGUAAAUCGCUUAUCAGGGGAGAUUCCAGUGGAGCUGGCAAAUAUUACCACUCUCAGAUACCUAUAUGGUGAAGAGAAAUACAUGGGAGUGGGCUUCGUGGACCUAUCCCGUGUAUCAUAUCUCUCCUGAGUAAUUUAGAACAGUUGAGGAUUAGUGAUAUAAAUGGAACAGAGCAGGAUUUUCCUAUGUUGAAAAACAUGACUGGCCUAGUCAAAUUGAUACUGAGAAACUGUAACAUUUCUGGAGAGAUCCCUCCUUACCUAUGGACACUGCAGAAACUGGAAAUGCUGGAUCUGAGUUUUAACAAGUUGAUAGGAGAAAUUCCAACAACAAUCAGCUUAAAGCGUUUGAGAUUCCUAUUCUUAACUGGCAACUCUCUGAGUGGAAGUGUACCAGACUCAAUCUUCAUAGAUGGAAGCAAUGUGUUGAGGACUAGCAAAAGAAAAAUCAAAAGGCCAAUAAAGUACAUUAACUACCGGGAUUAUACACGUGGAGAUAUGUAGGAUGCUAUUGAUAGCGUAUCAAAGGCUUCUCAAAGUAAGAUAUCAAAGGCAUUUUUGCAGCAGCCCCCUAUUCAGGAACUAAUUGGAAGGGAUCUUCAUGAUAUAUAAUGAAUGGAAAUUCAGACAUAUUUCGUGGAGGCUUGCAACAACACUAGAGUAAUUGGUACAUGAAGUAGAUCGAGGAAGAUCCCUGCAAAGUUCAUCUUGAAGUAGCUAGAGGAAAAUAACUAACUUGUAAAGCUUAAUUAUCGAUCUUGUAAAUUUUGGUAGAAGCUUCAUUCAUUUUGUAACAUUUAUGAGGAAAAUUAAAGUGUAACAUUUCCUUUUAUAUAAGCUUCAUUCCUUUUUG